AUGGCCAUGACAAUGCUCAUUAUGCCGUCCACCCACCACCCGCUUCGACCGUCAGUCUCCUCGGACUAUCAUCAUUCCUCAUCCGGUGCCAGCAUCUCUAACAUGAUCUCUUCUGUUGUGCCCCAGAAGCCGGCCAACGGAAAUAAUUCUUCGAAUCGUCGGCCAUUGUUCUCGAUCUCGGAACUCAUUCAGGACGCCAAGCUGGGCCCUCCUCUUCCUGGAUCUCCUUCUAGCACCCGGCCCGGCUCCAAACUUUCGUCAUCUUUCGAGCCCGUUCCUCGAUCGUUCUCAAAGGCUGGGAAGCAUUCCUCACCACAGCCACUACACCCGGCUUCGUCUUUUCCCUCUCAACAAUAUGCUCUUACUUCCUUCACAAGUUCUCAUCGGCUACCACUCACUAGCCGACCGCUACUACCUCCUCUCUCGGACUGCCAGGCAGGCCUUUCAGCCAAGCCGGACAUUCCUCCCCAGCAACAUCAUCCUCAAGAGCAGAGGCCUCCGCGGGCUCACUAUCCCUUCAACGUGGUGUAUGCACAUCCUCAUCCGCCGCCCCCUCCUACGAGUGCUAUUUAUCAACCUGGCCAACAACCUCCUAGUCAGAUGCGUCUGCCCGUUUCUCGGAUCUCUCCCAAGCACGCGGUUCCGCCCCAUGUCUCAAGGCCCUAUAACCCAUGGGAACCUCCCGAUACGGAAAAGGGAGUGUGUGCUCCUCGAGCUAGACAUGAUGCUACCGUGACUAAGCACUUUGAAAGCUGGAGCUACCAAGAUUCUUUAAGUCAAAUCGGCUCCUGUUCCCACAAGAUUCUUAACUUCUCCGAAGUAUAUACCCGAAUCACUCAAGAGCAGCACGGAGCUCACCCCAUCCCGAGCAGACUACCGACAGAGCAGGAUAUCAGCGAUAUGCUCGGCAACAUUGAGCGGAUCAAGCGGCAUUUGGAGCAAGUAAGGAGUCUGCUGCAAGCACUGAGCCAGAACGAGCGGGCUCGUGAAGCAGCCAAAAUGAAGAGCCCGUACGAGGAGGAUCACGAUGUGCCCAUGCAUGGAGAUGCAAUGAAGCCCCAAUAUAGUAUGACAGAGGCCAACACGCGAUUGAGGUGUGCGGCUCCCCUUGACCGAUGUCAUAGUUGCAACCGAGUUGACACACCCGAAUGGCGACGGGGUCCUGAUGGAGCGAGGACGUUGUGCAAUGCGUGCGGCCUACGUUAUGCCAAAUUAAAGAAGCAACAGCUUGAAGCGAGGUCGAUCCACGUGAAACAUAGAGAGGCCCAUAGCUACUAA
Fusarium vanettenii 77-13-4 is the source of this 1278-nucleotide messenger RNA. RefSeq lists its product as uncharacterized. The transcript has 3 exons. Gene Ontology annotation, molecular function: zinc ion binding; sequence-specific DNA binding. The record is from RefSeq and is a predicted model, not a curated record. The coding region runs from base 1 to 1278 and encodes 425 amino acids. Gene Ontology annotation, biological process: regulation of DNA-templated transcription. Lineage: Eukaryota; Fungi; Ascomycota; Sordariomycetes; Hypocreales; Nectriaceae.